AUCCGACAGCCACUUCCUUGGGAGUUGGGGGACUGGCCUUUGGAAGUCGACGCGCUGGCCGCGGCUCGGCCGUCUCCGCCCCCUUCCGGGCAGCCAAUUGCAUCUAAGACGUCUGGCGCGCGCACGCUCCCUCGAGUUUAACGGUCACGAGAGGCCGCUCGCCCGACCGUAAUAUCAGCAGUGAGAGCCGGGGCCAGACUCUCUCAGGAGCUUAGGACAUUUCACAGUUCUGAAUGUCAGCAACUGAAAAUGCCUGUAGACGAUGAAGCAUCUGAAGAUGACUCGGAUUCAGUUUCUUCAAACAGUGAAAGAGUCUGCAUUUCCAAACGAGAGAGUGUAACAAUUUCUGUACACUAUGGAAGAUUUUGACUUGGGGAAACCCUUACAAAAAGCGUCAUCUUCUGUAGAAUCCAAGAUAAAAAAUUCUUCCCAUUCUCUUGGACUGAACUUAAAUACUACUAAUAGAAGUAGUCCCCUUAGUACAAAUGGGGUAUCCUCUUUCUCAGGGAAGACCAGACCAUCUGUAAUUCAAGGUACAGUUGAAGUCCUAACCUCUUUAAUGCAAGAGCUACAAAACAGUGGAAAGACUGAUUCGGAACUUUGGAAAAACUGUGAGACCAGGUGGUUACAACUAUUCAAUUUGGUGGAAAAACAAUGCCAGGAGCAGAUAGUUGCCCAGCAGGAGCAGUUCCACAAUCAAAUUCAACGUAUACAGGAGGAGAUAAAAAAUUUAGUCAAAUUGCAGACCAAUAAUGCUUCCUGGGCUUCCUGUGAUAGAAGUUCUUUAAGCAAACAGAUAUCUUCAGAAAGUCAAAUGGGUUUUUUUUCUGAAAACAGUGAGAGAAAUGAAUCUGUUAUCAGUCUUCCUAAGUCUAAAGAACCUGAAAUGCAGCAAGAAACAUCCACAUCACAACAAGACUGCAAUGUGGAUAGUAGCUCAGUGAGCAGUGGGUAUGGUACCUUUUGUGUCUCAGAACUAAAUACCUACAAAUCUAAGGCCGCUCAAGAGUUCAUGGAGCACGCAGAGGUUUCUGAAGGACAGUUCGGAGCACCUGUGGUGCAGACAGAGUCGCUUGCAGAUGGUGUGAAAGACCAGAGUUUUUAUAUACAUACUAAUGAAGAGUUUUGCGCAUCUUUAAAGGAAUAUAUUCCCAUUUUUCCUGGUGAAUUUGAACACAAUUUUCUUGGUGAAAAUAAGAUAUCAGAAGUAUACAGUGGAAAAACAAACAGUAAAUCGAUAACAUCAUGGGCUCAAAAGCUGAAGCAAAACCAACCAAAUAGAGCACAUAAAGAAGAGGGGUGUUCAAAAUCUAUGCAAGGAAAUGAGCAAACCAAGAAGUCACCAAUUGAGAAAUUUGAUUUCACUGCUGCUACACAGCCUCGAGCUUUUUACCUCAACAAACCAGAUGAGAAUCCAAAUUCUUGGAUGUCUGAUUCAGGAACAGGACUGACUUACUGGAAACUGGAGGAGAAGGACAUGUAUCAGUCUUUGCCUGAGACUUUAGAGAAGAUGUUUGCACCGGCCCCCUCCACAGAUAUAUCAUCAAGCCAGUCUAAUACUAGUAAUGAGAUGAAGCUACCAUCACUGAAGGAUAUUUAUCAUAAAAAACAAAGGGAAAACAAGCAGUUACCUGCGAGGAAUCUCACUUAUGCUUCCAACCCAAAUCAUCCACCCGAGGUGCUGGCUCUAGACCCAAUGCUGCACAUGAAACCAAAUCAGCAGAUUUCAGGGAUUCAACCACAUGGCUUUCUGAAUGCCCUUGAUGACAGAAUAUCCUUUUCACCGGACUCUGUUCUAGAACCUAGUAUGUCUAGUCACUCUGACAUAGACUCGUUUUCACAAGCAAGUCAUAUCGCUUCUCAGUUGUCUGGAUUCUCAAAAUAUCCUUCAAAUACAAAACUUUCACCAGUGGACUCUUGGAAGAAUCAUGCUUUCCAAAAUGAAAGUAGGACCAGUUCCACGUUUCCUUCAGUAUAUACUAUUGGUAGUAAUGACAUCUCAGUCAACACUAUAGAUGAAGAAAACACUGCCCUGGUAACUUGCACCUCGGUCAGUCAGUCCCAGCUUCCAGGUACAGCCAACAGUGUCCCAGAAUGCAUUUCACUGACUUCCUUGGAAGACCCUGUGACAUUGUCUAAGAUUAGGCAGAGUCUGAAGGAAAAGCAUGCUCGACACAUAGCAGAUCUUCGAGCUUAUUAUGAAUCAGAAAUAAAUAUUUUGAAACAGAAAUUGGAAGAAAAAGAAAUUUCUGCUGUUGAAGAUUGGAAGAAAACCAAUCAAAUUCUUAUAGAUAGAUGUGGCCAGUUAGACAGUGCUCUGAACGAAGCUACUAGUCGUGUGAGAGCACUUGAAAAUAAGAAUAACUUACUGGAAAGAGAAGUGAGUGAUUUCAGAGAACGAUUCAAUGCAGCCAGCAGUGCCUCCAAAAUUUUGCAGGAACGGAUUGAAGAAAUGAGAACAAGUAAUAAAGAAAAAGACAAUACCAUCAUUCGUCUGAAAUCUAGACUUCAAGAUUUAGAAGAGGCAUUUGAGAAUGCUUACAAACUCUCAGAUGAUAAAGAAGCAAGACUAAAACAAGAAAACAAAAUGUUUCAAGAUCUUCUAGGAGAGUAUGAGUCCCUUGGAAAAGAACACGAAAGGGUAAAGGAUACAUUAAAUACAACUGAAAACAAAUUGCUUGAUGCACAUACUCAGAUUUCUGAUUUGAAAAGAACAAUUUCAAAACUUGAAGCUCAGGUCAAACAAGUUGAGCAUGAAAAUAUGUUAAGUCGUCUUCAUAAUUCUAAAACUCCCAUGAGACCCUCACGUGCCAACACGCUAGCAACCGCAGAUGUCAGCAGGCGGAAGUGGCUGAUACCCGGAGCAGAAUAUUCUAUCUUUACCGGCCAGCCUCUGGACACGCAGGAUGGUCAGGUGGACAACCAGCUGGAGGAGACCUGCACUCCUGGGUACCAUUCUCCUCUGGAAAAGGAUCCUUCACUUGGAAGUUCAAGUUUAUUGAUAAAAAAACAAAGAGAGACUUCAGACGCACCAAUCAUGAAAGCUUUGAAAGAACUUGAUGAAGAAAAAAUAUUUAAAAAUUGGGGCACACAGACAGAGAAAGAAGACGCCUCAAAUAAAUUAGUGACUUCCCAGCAAGCUGACACUUCAGUCAACGCUGGUCAGUCCCCAGAGAAAGGUGCCCAGCAGAGACAGAAGCGAUUUCAUUCUGCUUCGCAGAGAUCGUCAUCUUUACCACCAUCAAAUCGUAAAUCAAGUGCUCCAACAAAAAGAGAGAUUAUGUUAACACCAGUGACUGUGGCUUAUAGUCCAAAGCGAUCCCCUAAAGAAAAUUUGUCCCCAGGAUUUAGUCAUCUGCUUAGCAAAAAUGAAAGCAGUCCGAUUCGAUUUGAUAUACUUUUGGAUGAUUUAGAUACUGUUCCUGUGUCUACAUUACAACGUACCAAUCCAAGGAAACAACUCCAGUUUCUUCCUCUAGAUGACUUGGAAGAAAAAAAAUACUCAGAAAAAGCCACUGACAUCCAUGCUGAUCAUAGCUCUUCCCCUGAACCAUUGCCAAAUGGGGUGAAGAAAGUCUCUGUGAGGCCAGCUUGGGAGAAGAGUAAACCGCUUAGCCAUGAACCUGGGCAGUCCACUUCAGCCUCGUCACAGGGUAAUGACUUUGAGUACACGGCAAAAAUUAGGACUCUAGCUGAAACGGAACGUUUUUUUGACGAACUUACAAAAGAAAAAGACCAGAUUGAGGCAGCUCUAAGUCGAAUGCCUUCUACUGGAGGACGAACCACUUUGCAGACAAGAUUAAACCAGGAAGCUUUGGAAGAUCGUUUGGAGAAGAUUAAUCGAGAGCUGGGUUCAGUUCGCAUGACAUUAAAGAAAUUUCAUGUUUUACGCACCUCUGCAAAUCUUUGAGAUUUGUAGCCAUUAAAUUUUGAGACUUUUUUUUUGCACUAACGUAUAAUUAUGCACUCAGAAAAGGCAAACUAUUUUGUACUGUUUAUAAGCCUUCAAACAGUAGUUUUACAAUCAUGCUAUUCUUUACACUUGCUAUUUUAUACUCCAAAUGGCCACAUAUUUUCAAGAUAUUUUUGUUAUGCUCAGGAAUCUCUUGUAUAUUUUACUAUUUAAAAAGUAUUAUUUUUAAAUAGUAUAUGUCUCCAGUUUAUAUCAAGAAUAAGGAAAUGUAAACAGGGGAGGCAGCUUGUUUCUAAACAAAUAGUGUUAUCCUUUUACAGUUAACUUUGCACACCAAUUUUAUACACUUGUUCUACAUUGUGAAUAUGAUUCUUUUUUUUUAAAUAAAUGCUUAAGAACAGCUUCCAUAAUGAUAGACUAAUACAUGCUGAAU
Phacochoerus africanus (Common warthog) is the source of this 4346-nucleotide messenger RNA. It is a transcript of the gene MPHOSPH9, whose product is annotated as M-phase phosphoprotein 9. The record is from RefSeq and is a predicted model, not a curated record. Lineage: Eukaryota; Metazoa; Chordata; Mammalia; Artiodactyla; Suidae. Gene Ontology annotation, cellular component: centriole. Bases 356 to 3910 code for a protein of 1184 amino acids. The transcript is spliced from 24 exons.